GUCUUCACCCGCGCCGGCGUCGCUGGCGGAGGCCGCCGAGGAAGCGGUCAUCGUGGCCGCCCUGACGCACGUCAUUGCCCACGGCCGUGUCGCGCCGUCGCUCGCCGUGCCACCGUGUCCGUUGACGGCGACGGGAUGCCACGGGCAGGCGGCGUGCCGCGGGGAGCCGUCGCCGCCGUCGGCGCACAUUGUAUCGGGUACCUCUAUUCGCUCCCCGCCGGUCAGGUCGCCUAACGGACGCUCACGCCGUCGUUCUGGUUGUGCUCUGUGUUUGGGUUUCCAGCGCGUGAUCGCUCUGCGCGCGAGCAGGGCCUGAUGGCGUCGGCUGCGCCAGAGCUACCUCCAAUGGCGUCGGCGUGCCCGCCGCGUAGCUACCGCGGGGUGAGGCGGCGGCCGUGGGGCAAGUGGGCGGCGGAGAUCCGGAACCCCAAGAAGGCGGCGCGCGUCUGGCUCGGCACCUUCGCGACCCCCGAGGACGCGGCGCUCGCCUACGACGCCGCGGCGCUGCGCCUCCGCGGGAGCCGGGCCAAGCUCAAUUUCCCGGAGGACGCGUCGUCGCUCCGGCACCCGCCGGCCCCCGUGGGCUCUCGGCGGCCCGGGUACGGCUGGGAUCGCACCUUGGACCGCUCGCCGUGGCCGGACAUGGUGCCACGGAGGGACAAUGGCCGGUUCUUGGGUCCUUGGAGCAUCGGAACUUCGUCCCUGCCGCCCAUGCCUACGUGUUCGACUCCUCCCGUCGUCGCUGCUCUGCUUUCUGAGAGCCGUGGAACAGGGAGCAGCGGGAUAUUCUAAUAGAAGACGCUCAUGGUUCAUGGAAAUCACUGUGGGCAUCUCGCUGUUGGAUUGGCUUAGCAUCUCGUAGCUACCUUUCCUCGGUGUAGUAAUUGUAGUUUUUUUUCCGAGUUCCUUUUUUGUUUCAGUGUGGCUGCAAGCACGUGAUAUUAUU
Panicum virgatum (switchgrass) is the source of this 946-nucleotide messenger RNA. Its product is annotated as ethylene-responsive transcription factor RAP2-3-like. Gene Ontology annotation, molecular function: DNA-binding transcription factor activity; DNA binding. Lineage: Eukaryota; Viridiplantae; Streptophyta; Magnoliopsida; Poales; Poaceae. The coding region runs from base 316 to 792 and encodes 158 amino acids. The transcript has a single exon. Gene Ontology annotation, biological process: ethylene-activated signaling pathway; regulation of DNA-templated transcription. The record is from RefSeq and is a predicted model, not a curated record.